Messenger RNA from Pelmatolapia mariae (spotted tilapia), 3200 nucleotides. RefSeq names its product matrix metallopeptidase 25b (gene mmp25b). The transcript is spliced from 17 exons. NCBI's taxonomy places the organism in Eukaryota, Metazoa, Chordata, Actinopteri, Cichliformes, Cichlidae. Gene Ontology annotation, cellular component: extracellular matrix. Gene Ontology annotation, biological process: collagen catabolic process; regulation of transcription by RNA polymerase II; extracellular matrix organization. Gene Ontology annotation, molecular function: zinc ion binding; metalloendopeptidase activity; DNA-binding transcription factor activity, RNA polymerase II-specific. The record is from RefSeq and is a predicted model, not a curated record. The coding region runs from base 369 to 2855 and encodes 828 amino acids.
GAGUGCCCGCAGACGCAUUUCUCUCCAGAGCCCCCCCUUUCACUCUUUCACUCGCUCUCACCCUGUCUAACUCUCUCCAUCUCUCUCCUACUCUCCUCUUUCCACACACACACGCACAUCUACACACACACGGUAUUGUCAACAAAGCUGGAGAACAAGGGACGUUGGGGGACCAGGGGAAUAGAGGUCCACGGAGGAGGCGAGUAACACACACAGGACCCCCUCAUCAUUUCAUCUGGAUGCUUGGAGGUACGAUUUGGAGGAUUGAAGAAGGGAGAGAGGAGCCAAGGUGCCAGUAAACAGGGUCAAACACGCACGCAGGACGGGACUCUUUUAUUUCUCUUCAUGGUGGUUCGGACACUCGUAUUAUGUAUGAGAAGUUAACCAUGCUGAACCUACAGAGCGGCUCUAACUGGAGUGGGCCUAACAACUGGUACCAUGAUCCCACCGCCAUCCAGACGCAACACAGCACAGUGUCUGAGGGAUGUCUGCUGGACACGGAGGGCAGCAUGGGAGCCGAGGCAGGGGGAGGUGGAGCGGGCAGAGUAGGAGGAGGAGUCCCCGUGGAGCGGGAUGAGGGCGAGGAGUCUCAGCUGAGGCUGCAGCUCAAGAGGAAGCUGCAGAGGAACAGGACCAGCUUUACGCAGGAGCAGAUCGAGGCUCUGGAGAAAGAGUUUGAAAGGACGCAUUACCCAGAUGUUUUUGCAAGGGAGAGAUUAGCGAACAAGAUCGAUUUACCUGAGGCCAGGAUACAGGUGUGGUUUUCAAACCGAAGAGCCAAGUGGAGGAGAGAGGAGAAGCUGCGCAAUCAGCGGAGGUCAGGCGGUGUGACUUCUUGCUCGCAGAGCCAAGCCCCCCUGAGCACUUCCUUCAACACGUCUGUCUAUCAUCAGCAGCACAGCAGCAGUUCAGGGUCCAUGUUGAGUCAGGCUGAGUCGUCCCUGCCCAGCUACAGCUCCCUGUCAGUUUUCUCAUCUGGAGUCCAGUCAAUUCCUCCCCAGUCGGCCUCCUCCUACUCCUGCAUGUUACCUCCAUCUCCUUCUGCACCACGCAGCUUUGACUCAUCAGCGUACUCCUCCCCUCAUCUGCAGUCUCCACCCUCGGCCAACUCCAACACGGUGACUGGGAUGGAGUUUUGCCUUCUGCUGUUAAUGAUAUGGACCUUUACGAGAAGCACAUCAGCAGAGCCUGACCAAUACAGCAGAGCCGUGGACUGGCUCGGUAGGUAUGGGUACCUUCCUCGUCCUGACCCACAUACAAGUCAGCUGCUGACCAAAGAAGGGAUUGAAGAAGCUGUUCGUAUUAUGCAGAGAUUCGGAGGGCUCCGGGAAACUGGGAAGCUUGACUCGGAAACGCUCAAACUAAUGUCUAAACCACGAUGCUCUCUUCCUGAUAUUGUCGGAAGAGAUGACAUACUGAGGAGGAGAAGGAGGAGGAAAAGAUAUGCACUAUCAGGCCUAAAGUGGGAUAAGACAGAUCUCACAUGGAGUAUCCACAGCUACCCAAAUCCCUCCACCUCCCCUGGCUUGGCUAACAAUGUAGUGGAAAACCUCCUGACUCAUGCCUUCAAAGCCUGGAGUGACGUGGCCCCCUUGAAUUUCCGUCAGCUGAGGAGAGACAGCAGUGGGGCCACAGCUAAAGGGGACAUCAAAGUGUCUUUUGACAGCAUGUUUCACGACGAUGGCUACCCUUUUGAUGGGCAAGGUGGCACUCUGGCCCAUGCCUUUUUCCCAGGAACACUUGACAUAUCUGGUGAUACACACUUUGAUGACGAUGAGAUCUGGAGCUACGCAGGUGAUAGCAGAAGCACGGACUUGUUCACAGUUGCAGUGCACGAGUUUGGCCAUGCACUGGGCCUUUCUCAUUCCUCCUCUGAUCCAUCCAUCAUGAGGCCGUACUACCAGGGUCCCGUGGAAGACAUUGCCCACUUUAAACUGGCCAUGGAUGACAGGCUCGCCAUCCAGCAGCUUUACGGUGUGAAAGAUACUGACCGACCAGGUGGUGAUGAUCCCGACCUCCCACGCCUGCCCAGUCCACCUCCACCGAGGACAACACAGCAUUCUGAUCCUUCAUUUGAAGAGCGGUGUCAGGGAGGCUUUGAUGCUAUAGGAAAUAUUAGGGGAGAGGUCUUCUUCUUUAAAGGUGCACAGUUCUGGAGAACCCAGCGAGAUGGGUCUUUGGUGUCCUUAAAUCCGGCUCAGAUCAAAAACUUCUGGAUCGGCCUUCCAGAAGGAACAAACAAGAUCGAUGCUGUGUAUGAGAGGAAGAGGGACAGUAGGAUCAUCUUCUUCAUUGGAUCUCAGUACUGGGUCUUCAAGGACACACAGGCUAUGACCGGUUACCCUCGGCCUCUCUCUGACUGGGGCAUGAGGAAGACGUCGGGUGAGAUGGUGAACAGGGUAGAUGCGGCUUUCAUCUGGGCUCAUAACGGGAAAACAUACCUGUUCAGCGGAGGGGAGUUUUGGAGGUUUAACGAAAACAUUGAGAAUGGACAAAUGACCAUGCAGCCAGAGCAAGGAUAUCCACGGGAAAAUACCCUAUGGGAAGGAAUGCCUACCCAUAUGGAUGGCAUCAUUAGCUGGGGAGAAGGAAAUACCUAUUUCUUUAAGGACAAUUCCUACUGGGUGCUCACAAAUGGAGGCAUGAACCAAGAUGAUGUCACUUCAAAAUCCAUCGCUGUAGACUGGCUUAGGUGUCCAGCUCCUCCUUCAGUCUCCACUCCAACAAAUCCUCGAUUCCCAAAAACAUGCACCUGCAACUUUUCGGGAUCGUCUUCAUCGCUGAGAAGCAGCUCUCUCCUCUUGAUUUUUGUUAUGCUGCUAAUCAAUGAGUUUAAAAGAAACAUGAGUUUGUAAUUUUCUUGAGUCGAUGUUUACCUCUCCCUUUUUUCCACUGUUAUUAAUAGAUAGACUUUAUGUCAUCAUAAACUCACUGAAAUCUACUACCUACACAGUAGUUUCAAAUUGAGUCACAGUGGCAUGAAAAGCCUCUCUUAAACCCCCUGGAUUUCUAUAAAUACAUUUUGUCAUUUGAAACAUAUCGCUACAUUUUUGUAUUGAAUUCCACAGAGCCAGUAUAGAAUAAUGUCAUGACAUUUAACACCACGAUCCAGCAUACAGGCUGCUUCCUCAUAACAAGGUCUUAUGUAACCACCUUGUGUUUGGAUGAUAAAAAGGUAAAUCAGACAUACUUAACAGCAA